This is a messenger RNA of Nylanderia fulva, 6936 nucleotides long. Its product is annotated as (E3-independent) E2 ubiquitin-conjugating enzyme. Lineage: Eukaryota; Metazoa; Arthropoda; Insecta; Hymenoptera; Formicidae. Gene Ontology annotation, molecular function: ubiquitin conjugating enzyme activity. The record is from RefSeq and is a predicted model, not a curated record.
CCCAUUAAUGGCGUCUUCGUCCCAUCCCUCGCUACUAGAGGAUCCCUAAGCCAAGGGGGGGCCUCGCUGCGCAAUCUUGACGGAAUAUUUAAAAGCUCCGUCCAGUCUGCUGUCAACGUCGUCGGCUCAACCCGGCGGCGCUCGGCAUCCUUCGACUCUGUCGGCUAUGCUCGGCCACCUCGGGUAGCUACAGCGGAGCAGCAGGACUCGUCCAUCACCGUCCGGUCCGGUCUCGCCGAAGGGAGCGGUGAGCUAGACUUAGGGGAGUGGAGGGUCAGUGAAGCAUAGUCGAACGCCAGGCCAGACCAGGCCAGGUCGGGCCAGGCAGGGAAGAUGGCUGCCGCGGCGAACGUCGCGCCGGAGAAUCAGUACUUCUACGAGGAUGUCGUCUAUCGCGUGGACAAACGGGGCAACGUCGUCUUCGGCAUCGUCAUGGAGAACGACGACCAGGACAUGUCCGAGGAGAGCUCCGACAGCGAGGAGAGCCUGCCGAAGCGGAAGAAGGGCGAGAUACGCAUGAUCUGGCAUCCGUCCGGUGUCGAGGAGUUGGUCAACUGUAAGAAGGUUCACCUGGCUGAUAGGACCCUCAUGCCUGGAGACGUAGUACGUAGGAUGAUCAGGGGUAAAGAUACACAGAGAGGUUACUGCAGAGAUAUUGAACUGACUGCGUGCGUGCAAGUUAUUGGUACCAAACAGGUGCUUACAAAUAUCAAGAGCGAAGACCUAAUUCCAUUGCAGGAAUUUGCAACGGAUAUGGCAGUCUGUAUGGAUUCUUGGGUUGGUGGCAUUAGAAUGACACAUUUUAAAUUAUGGUUGGUAACACCGGACGGAUCGCAUUGUGUCAUAAACGAGAUGGAUUCCUGUGUGUUGGGACAACUAGAAGAGACUCGAGAUAACGACAAUGAUUUUCCGCAUUCUACCGAAUUCUACCCUGGUCAAAGCCUGUGGGGCCCUGUUCAUUGUCUGGAGGAUGCGCAGUGGAUUCAGUGCACUAAGGAAAUGAAGGCAAAGAGAAAAUUGAAACCGCAAAAGAUAACGAAAGUAAUUGUGGAGAAAGUGGAGACCGACUGGGUCGGCGUGCACUGGCAGUGUCGAGCAUAUUCGAAGGACGGUGCCUGGUCCGAUCAAGCACAACCAAAAUUCGUGGUCGAGGGUGAAGAUCUGAAGAAGUUGAAACUGCUCAAUGUGUUCGAGCCUUCGACGGUGCAGGUCGGCGAUCGCAAUUUUUACAUUAUUAAGGGAAACGAAAACGUUAUCACCCGCGAGCAGUGGCGAAAACAGCAGAGGGAUAUCUACCAAGUUCCUAAGCAGAGUCCGAAGAAGACGCGUCUGAAUAUUAUGGUGACGAAGCUGCCGGAUGACAAAAAAAAGGAGCAGAGAAAGGAUAAAACGUUCGAUCAACGAUCGGUAGAAGAGGGCAGUCAAAGUAAUGGCGUUCACUCGCAGGAUGUUGUGAGUAAUAACACUUUGAUGCCGCCGCCUCAAAAUCAGCACCCCGAAAGUUCGGACGAGUGGGAUACCGAAGAUACCACGGGCUCGCAAAGUGAUACCGCUUCGGUCUCUAGCGGCUGCUCCAGCAUGUCGUCAAUGGGAAAGAAAAAGAAGGGUCCUGCAUUGAUGACGAAAGUGCUGAAGAAAAAGAAGUUGCGAAAAGCAAAAAAGAAAGUACCACCUGUUCCGUUAAUUCCUGGGACAAAGAUAGUUGUAGAAACUUUGUCCACUAAUACAAAAGCUAAUGUUGUGUGGCAAGAUGGUUCAGUAGAAUUUGGCAUACCAUCAACACAAUUAUACCCAAUUCAUCAUCUGGAUGAUAAGGAAUUUUUCCCAGGUGACUUUGUCGUAGACCAAAAAGAGGAAUCUAGAAUGUAUGGUGUUGUACAAAGUGUCGAUCAUCAAGGCCGUACUGCCAAGAUAAAGUGGUUUCGGACAUAUACUUCUAGUCAAAAUCCAGAGCCGAUCUUUCUCGAGGAACGCGAAGUGAGCGUUUACGAUUUGAAGGAUCAUCCGGAUUUCCAGUACAGACCGGGAACCCUAGUGAUUCGAAUAGCGAAUUUCGAGGGCGAGGACGCUGGAUGCACCGCCGGUCAAGUGUUGGACAAUUACCCGGAGGGACGAGUGAAAGUAUGGUGGGUCGACGGUCAUGUUAGUAUGUGCUGGCCGCAAGAUCUGUACAAGGUCGGGGAAUACGACAGUGACGAAGGGGAACUGUGGGAUGAUGUUUCAUCCGAUUCAUCAUGGGAAACGGAACUGGAGGAUUGCUUUAUCGCCGAUAAUGAUGGUACUGAGCAGACAGAAUUGGAGAACAUAAAACCAAAGUUAGCGGCACACAUCGAGAAGGCCAGAAUCGCAAUGUCGAGAUUGGAAGAGAUCUUCACGCAAAACCCAUCGUUGCAGACAACAGAAGUGAUGAGGAAACUUCUAGAGGUCUACAAAGACUGUCGUUAUAUGGACAAAUUGAUGGGCACCUCGUUCUUUCACGAAUGCCACUUCCAAGGACUCCUCGAGCGGGUGAGAGAACGCGGUAGAGCGAAUGUCGCGCAACGCAUGGCCGAUCAAGUGACGAGACUCUUCACACCUAAAACGGAAUAUCCGGAAGAAUCGCUGGAUAAUUUAAAGAAUUCGAAAAAUGGCGAUGAGCAAUGUGCAAUUAGUGUAUCGGAGAAGGAGCAAGUCUCUACAAUCAUUAAUAGAUCGGAAAUUGACAAUACUACUAGUAUCGAGAACAAUACCAAAAAGCAGGAGGACGAGGAGCCGGUUAAUCAAUUAUUCAUACGUCCCAAUCCCGAGGAUUCUGGAUUGUAUUCGGCUGAGAACUCGAAGAAGGAGUCGGGUUCCAGCGAGUCCAGCGGGGAAUUCCUCAUGAGCGAGGACGUUAACAACGUCCCGGAAUGCUCAUCCACGACGAAUGUCGCGAGCCUGCCCGACAAGGCAGAGACAACUAACAGGGUGAAAAAAGUGCCGACAAGCCUUGCAACUUCUCAGAACGUCGGAACGUGUGCGUCACACGUGUGCGUCAAGUUGUGUAAUCUGAUCAAAGCGCAGCUCGUGUUGGCGCACGCCGAAGUGUCUAGGAGGUUCGGUCUAGGCAAGAUGUCGUUGUCGGACGCGGAGAAGACUUCCCCGCGGAAGAAACAGAAGGGCGAGGAAGAAGAGGAACGCGUGGAGACGAUGGCGGAUCCGUCCGAGUGUUCCGUCGAAAUACCACCGCCGGUUUACACCGAGGGCGAAGGCUUCUCUAUAGAGGAGACCGCGCCCGAUAGUCACAAAUUCAAGCUGACCAUGUUCCAGCCCACCGAUCCAACCAACUUCUUCAGGACUGUCUCCAAAGAAUUGAAGUUGCUGAAGAGCUCGCUUCCGCCGGGUGUAUGGGUGAAAGGAUUCGAGGACCGUAUAGAUCUGUAUUCCGUAAUGUUCCGCGGGCCCGAGAAAACGCCCUACGAGGACGGCCUCUUCCUCUUCGACUUCCAAUUGUCGGCUGACUAUCCAGCCGCGCCACCUCUCUGCCAUUACAUUUCCUACUGCAGCGAUCGGUUGAAUCCGAAUCUGUACGAAGAUGGGAAGGUGUGCGUGAGUCUGCUAGGGACCUGGUCCGGUCGCGGUACGGAAGUAUGGACGAGUUCGUCGACCCUGUUGCAAGUGAUCGUUUCGAUACAGGGUCUGAUCCUCGUGAGCGAGCCGUACUUUAACGAGGCGGGCUUCGAGAAGCAGAAGGGUUCGCAGCAGGGACGCGAAAACUCGAGGAUGUAUAACGAAAUGGUGGUACUGAAGCUGGUGCAGGCGCAAACCAAGUUGCUGCUACAUCCACCGCCUGUAUUCAAGGACAUUAUCAUCGCGCAUUUCAAGAAACAUGCCGAGAAACUGCUGCAGAGACUCGAACUGUGGAUGGAAAUAUCCGAGCAGCACAACAAUCAACAUCCGCUCUCUCCUGUCACUCCAACUACGUUUAAAGAAAUCGCUGAUAUCGACGAGAAAGUAUUGCCUGAAUUCCCGCUGAUCCCGGCAUCGCGCGGUUUCUGCAUAACCCUCUGCAAGACUUUGGCAAUAUUUAAGGGAGUGCUCAUUAAAGAGAAUAUAAUCCAAAGGCCGAGUGAAUGGCAAAAUAAUGAAAACAUCAUGGAGUUAAGGAACAAUACUACGAAUAAUCAGUGCCAAGAAAUGUCAAACAAAUCGGUUAACAGUAAAAUUACAGAAUGUAAUCAGAGCAGUAGCGGCAUGAGCAAUACGCAGGAAAGUAACAAAAAACUGGCGUUAAAUGGCAAUCAAUCUACUAAAGAAGUGACGUCAUCUUCCGCAACGAAUAGCUUUGCGGCGGCGCCGAGCGAAACGAAAAAAGGUCUCUUGAGCCAAAACACCAGCUAGCCACAAGAAAUAUCGUGGCUUUACCGUGUUGCUCCACAACUAAGGACAAUUAUUCUAAGAGUAACUAUGAAUAGAGAGGGAAAAAAGAGAGAGCAUAAACGCGGUGAUUAUAACGAACAAAAGAACGUAUUCUUUUGCACAAUACACACAAACACAUACACAUACAAACACACAUACACACACAAACACACACACACAUACAAACACAGAGAUACAUAUACACAAAAACUUAAUAUAUUGUCAAGACAAAUUGUAAAAUUAUCGCGUUAAUUCGACAUCGAAACAAAAAGGAAAAAAAGAAGACCUAUAUAAAGCUCCUCUUGCAUUUAGUUCCAUACUUUUAAGUAUAAAAGAUAUUGCGUUGCCUGUGACAAAUAUGAAAAGUUAGCUAAAAUCUCGAUGAGGUAAUAAAAACAUAUAUAUAUAUAUAUAUAUAAUAUAAAAUAUAGCGCAGAAAGAGAAGGAGAGAUAAGCAGAAUUUGCCAUUCUGUGAAACAAUGUGGAGAAGAAAAUAUGGCGAGAGAUAAAGACCAGUAGCAAUAUGCCGAACUAAUGAGGAGAAAAGAAACGUUGCAAUCUUAAAAGAUAAUAAUAGCGUGUUAAUUCUGCGUAGCACAUUUUCAUGACUGCACUUUCAGUAAUGUGUGAUGUAUUGUCGAAAUUGUAAAUCGAUUAUUCCCGUCGAAACAUAUGUACAUAUAUACAUACAUAUGUAUAUUAAUAUACGUAUAUGUAUGCAUGUAUAUAUGUAUAUUUUUUGGAAUUACUAUGCCAUCCAAGUAAAUUGUUGGACAUUUAUAAGAAAGGUACUCGCGAUCAAUCGUUCUUACGAAGAAUCUCAGUGGAUUUCUACCACGAACUUUUAUCUCAGAAAUUUUAUUCCAGGCAGCUGAUCGAAAACGAAGCUUAGCCAGACCGCUCAGAGGCUCGAGAUUCGCUUGUUUGCAAAAAAUUGGAAUUACGCUCUCUAUCGAGCCGCAAGAAUCUUUCUUAUGACGGCUCAACAUUGUACCACGAAUAUUCUCAAGCGAGAAACUAUGAGGAGUGACUUUAAUCGCAAAAACGUGUAGAGGGAAAAUAGCUUAGGAGAAAAAAAACAAAUCCAAAUCUAGAUGAAAUCUUUACGACGACUAUGUCUAGUGUAUAUGGAUUUUCUUAGCACAUAGCCUGUAAAGCAUAGAAAUUUAGAAAGAAAUGCAUUAUCCUUACGAUCAAUCUUUUGUCGAGAUUUUCGUCGAAGGUAGAUCUUCCUCUUUUCAUUCCUAUACUUUUUUUGAGAGAUAUAUAUAUUGCGGAAGAGGACUCUGAUUAGAACGUGUUUACUCUCGAGUAUUGUUCCAAUGGAUAUUAAUUAUCGUUAUUGUUUAGUUCGAUCGAUAAUUAAAGUGCAUCGUAAGACGGUGUAUAUACAGUAUUAUUAUUCGUUUAUUCCGUUUAAUGAUUCUUACGUAUUAUUUAAGAUCAGGGAGUUGUUGUUUUCUGUGUAUAAAGUUAUGUUUAUACCGAUGCACAUUUAAGAUAACAAAAAGAAUGACAAAAAAGAGAUUUUCAGAGAUCAGUCUAACAAUUAAGAGUCACGUAAGUUAGUAAGAUGCUGCGGAGUGGUAUUUAAAUAUUUGUCAGUAGUUGUUUUCCUCUUUGUUACCCUUCUCUCAUGAUCCUCUUCAGAUACGGAAGAAAAGUAUAUAUAUACAUAUAUAUAUCGAGGUCAUCAUUCAAUCUAGCAAAGUGCCCGUAUAUGUAUUUCUUGUACGUCGAUCGAUUUCUUUCUCUCGUUUGGCGAAGGAUAAGGAGACUCUUAGAAAUUUACGGUGCUAAAACGAAUGAGUUUGCGAGAAAAGACGGCAGAGGUGUCUUGGGAUUAGAGAGAUCCUCGUUAAGGAGUGUAAAUGAGUAUGUUAAUAGAGGCGAAGAAAAAAUAGGCGAAAAGCCGCCGAAAUGUUUGGGAUGCCUUGUAUAUGUGCCAGCUAUAUUUACAUUUGAUUACAAUUAAAUAUUCGUGUGUGAGUCACGUAUUUGAAAAUUUGUUUCACGCAUUGCGAAAGGGAAACCAAAAGGGAGAAAAGAAAGGAAAAGUCACCGGAAUGUGCGAUGAUUCGCUAUAAUUACGAGCGUAAAAUGUGAGCGUAAAAAAAAAUGAGAAAAGAAAAGAAAAAGAAAAUCAGAAAGAAAAAAAUAGUUCUAGUCUAACACGAUGAAGUUGAUGUACGACUAUUUAGAUUAUUUAACGUUUUAUUUAUAAUUUUUAUGUUUAAUUUUGUUCGAGACUGUUCUUCCCCCGCCUUCGUUUUCUCAUUCAUUGUCUCUUAAGCUCCUCUUCGUAUAUAUAUUAGGAAAUUAUAUUUAAGAUUGUUAUAUUUUAUUAUUUAAGAUUCGAGAAUCGUCGUUUUUAUUAUACUCUGUAAAGUUUUGUUUAAGUUUAAAGGCAUUUCAUCGAGAUCGUUUCCUCUCAUUUGCCUCUUCGUUUUUAUUGUACCAUCGAUCAAUUUGAAAUUGCAGAUUCGUAGUAAUUUGCUAAAGAUGUAAGUUCAGUUUCCUUAAUUCGGGUCAAUAAAAAGUCAUUAUAGAAUCAACGGA